CGACGGCGCCCCCGCCCUACAAAUACACCGACCACCGCCGCCACUUCUCCGAUCCCGAUGCCCCAGCCCCGAAUCCCAAGAACCGCUUCCCAAGCUCCAAGCCUCUGACGUCUGACCCCCGGCAGCGGGCAGGCUUGCCAAACCCCGCCCUAGGGUUUGGGUUCGGGGCCGGAUCGAUCCGGCCAGCCAGGGUUCUCCCAAUGGGGGAUCGGGACGAGGAGGAGGAGCUGCAGAUGGCGCUGCGCAUGAGCCUGCACGGCUCGCCGCCCGCGCAGCCCGACCCCAAGCGCAGCAAGCCCCCGUCUUUGCCCGCCGGGGGGGAGUCGCCGGAGGCCGCCGCGCGACGCAAGCAGCGCGACCUCAUGGCCGCCGCCGCCGAGAAGCGCCUCCGCUCCCUCCCCUCGCCCCAGCCCGCCGCCGCCGUUUCGCCGCCCCCGCCGCCCCCGACCCCGGAGGCCGCCAAGGUGGAGCCGGAACCUGCCGCGGUGCCCAUGGAGGACGUGAAGGAGGCGGAGAUGGCGGUGGAGGUGGAGGUGCAAGGGGACGAGUUGCCCCCGGACGUGGCCGAGAAGCUCUGGGUUAUGGUGUUCGGGAUCGGGGUUUCCAAGGCUGUGCUGGCGCAGUGGACCAACCAGGGUAUCAGGUUUAGCUCUGAUGCAGAAACAACUAUGGGACUGGUACAGCAUGAAGGCGGUCCCUGUGGUGUCUUAGCUACAGUACAGGCAUAUGUCCUUAAAUAUCUUUUGUUUUUCUCUGAUAAUUUGGGUAACCCAGAGGUCAGUGAUCCAUCAUAUGCUUCGGGACAAAGACGUUUUUAUCAGAGUUCUUUUGCUGCAAGGGAUGAUUUCUCUUCUCUAACUGAGGAUGGAAAGACGAGAGCAUUGGUUCAUGCUAUGGUGGAAAUUCUAUUUUUAUGUGGAGCUGGGAAAAAAGCUGCUGUGGCAUUGAUUGGAGGUGUCAAUCGUGGGGUAAGUGGACAUGAUAACACUAAGGAAAUCGAUGCUGCUUUGGAAGGCCUUUCUGUUGAAUCAGCAAUGGAUAUCCAAAAAGUUCUUAGAAUAAGUACUUUUACCUCAAGGAAGGAUGCUUUCCACUUGCUUCUGGCAAACAUUCGUCUGUUUGAAAGUCGACUGGGAGCCAUGCUAUUUCUUAUCUCUUCUCUACUCUCGCGGGGAUUGGAAUGUAUCCAAGCAGACAGGGAUGAUCCAAGCCAACCAUUGGUGACAGCUCCAUUUGGGCACGCUUCUCAGGAAAUUGUGAACUUAUUGCUUUGUGGAGAGGCUGUCCCAAAUGUAUUUGAUGGCAAGAUGGACCUUGGCGGCGGCAUGUCCCUGAAAGGCAUACCGAAUAAUGUUGAAGUUGGUUUCCUCACCCUUCUGGAAUCACUAAAUCUGUGCAAGGUUGGUCAGUACCUAAAAUGCCCGAAAUGGCCUAUAUGGGUGGUUGGAAGUGAAAGUCACUACACUGUCCUUUUUGCCCUAAAUCCCAACGUCCAAGAGGAGAAUGAGCUGGAAGAGCGGGAAUCCAAAAUUAGGAGGGCAUUUGAUGCACAAGAUCAAAGUGGAGGUGGAGGCUUUAUUAGUGUCGAGGGAUUCCAACAAGUUCUCAGGGACACUGACAUAAAUUUUCCUUCUGAUAAGCUUGAGGAUCUAUGUAAUCCGGGCAUUAUAGUAUGGAGUGAAUUCUGGCAGGCACUUCUACAGUUGGAUAAAAGGUCUGGAGGCAUGAAGGAUCCAACUGGCCUGAUGGGCAAGAAGCAAUUCACUAUCUACCACUUCAAUGGAAUUGCCAAGUCUGUGCUGAAUGGGAAUGCAAACAUAGGAGGCUCGACCCCAAUACAAAGACCUAGGAUAUGCAAGUUAAAUGUCAGCGUCCCACCUAGGUGGACUCAGGAUGAGUAUCUAGCUGAUGUUGUAAGCUCUUCGACCAGCGGUAGCAAGGAUGAUAGUGUUCUUUCUCUUGCUCCGCCAUUUCAGACUUGCCAGCAUGCACCAUUAGUAGACUGCAUAAGAACUCGAUGGCCACGAGCAGUUUGCAGCUGGGUUGGAGAUGUGCCAAGUAUUGUCUGAUGCUUGGAGCCUUCUGCCACUCGUUCCAGCCAUGUCACUUGUUCGACUGAUCUUGAAGAUGGCCCUGCUUAGCAUACUACUCGAGCUCCCAGAGUGUUGACUGUGCCAUGCAAAAUUUUGGAAGGCGCUGCUGGUGUUGUAAUUGUUUAGUCUGAUGAAUAUAUGUUUUUCUUCUCCUUGGACAUGAACCUUUUUAUCGCGUGAUUUUAUCAGGGACAUGAUUAUUCUUUUUUCUUUCAAUUGACACUAGAUGUAUACUCCAUUUAUGGAUAUGCUGUUAAAUCUUAAGGUACAUUCUUUCUUGUACACAGAUGAUUUUGUUGUAGUUCAUGUUGUAUCCGACACAGGGCUGAGUGACUAGUUCAUUUUAAAUCCAACAGAGCUGUAACGUUUUAUGAUGC
Molecule: messenger RNA, 2470 nt
Organism: Lolium rigidum
Lineage: Eukaryota; Viridiplantae; Streptophyta; Magnoliopsida; Poales; Poaceae
Product: ubiquitin carboxyl-terminal hydrolase MINDY-3
Exons: 7
Coding region: 201-2069 (622 amino acids)
Biological process (GO): protein K48-linked deubiquitination
Molecular function (GO): cysteine-type deubiquitinase activity; K48-linked deubiquitinase activity
Source: RefSeq, a predicted model, not a curated record